Messenger RNA from Mercurialis annua (annual mercury), 2697 nucleotides. RefSeq names its product 5-methyltetrahydropteroyltriglutamate--homocysteine methyltransferase. The record is from RefSeq and is a predicted model, not a curated record. NCBI's taxonomy places the organism in Eukaryota, Viridiplantae, Streptophyta, Magnoliopsida, Malpighiales, Euphorbiaceae. Gene Ontology annotation, molecular function: 5-methyltetrahydropteroyltriglutamate-homocysteine S-methyltransferase activity; zinc ion binding. The coding region runs from base 145 to 2442 and encodes 765 amino acids. The transcript has 12 exons.
GCAUUUUUAUCUAUAAAUAACGCAAAACACGAGCUCCAUAAACUCGUGCUUCUCUCUUCUUCUUCUACCUCUGCUAGAAACGGAAGGAUUUUAAAACAACGAACCAGUCUUCGUAUACCUUCCGCUUCUUUCUCCGCAAGAACAAUGGCAUCUCAUAUUGUUGGAUACCCUCGCAUGGGCCCCAAGAGAGAGCUCAAGUUUGCAUUGGAAUCUUUCUGGGAUAAGAAGAGCACUGCUCAAGAUUUGGAGAAGGUGUCAUCAGAUCUCAGGGAGUCUAUCUGGAAGCAGAUGGCUGCCGCUGGGAUCAAAUAUAUCCCCAGCAAUACCUUCUCCUACUAUGACCAGGUUCUUGACACUACAGCAAUGCUCGGUGCUGUUCCACCUAGAUAUGGAUGGAACGGUGGUGAGAUCGGAUUCGAUGUUUACUUCUCCAUGGCCAGAGGAAAUGCAACUGUUCCAGCUAUGGAAAUGACCAAGUGGUUUGACACCAACUACCAUUUUAUCGUCCCUGAAUUGGGCCCAGAGGUCAACUUUUCUUACGCUUCACACAAGGCAGUGACUGAAUAUAAGGAGGCCAAGGCGCAUGGAGUUGACACCGUUCCUGUCCUUGUUGGCCCUGUCUCUUACUUGUUGCUCUCAAAACCUGCCAAGGGUGUGGAGAAGAACUUUUCUCUUCUCUCCCUCCUUGAUAAAAUCCUCCCAGUUUACAAGGAGGUUAUUUCUGAACUUAAAGCAGCUGGUGCAUCCUGGAUUCAGUUUGAUGAGCCCACACUUGUGAUGGAUCUUGAGUCUCACAAAUUGCAAGCAUUUACUGAUGCUUACUCCUCAUUGGAGUCGACUCUUUCUGGCGUGAAUGUUCUCAUUGAGACAUACUUUGCUGAUAUUCCAUCUGAGGCAUUCAAGACCCUCACAUCUUUGAAGGGUGUUACUGGAUUUGGUUUUGAUUUGGUCCGUGGAACUAAGACCCUUGAUUUGAUCAAGAGUGAAUUCCCCAAGGGAAAAUACCUAUUCGCUGGAGUAGUCGAUGGAAGGAACAUCUGGGCCAAUGAUCUUGCUGCCUCUCUUAGCACCCUGCAUGAGCUUGAGGGCAUUGUGGGCAAGGAUAAACUUGUCGUCUCUACCUCUUCAUCACUUCUUCACACUGCUGUUGAUCUUGUCAAUGAGACUAAAUUGGACCAAGAAAUCAAGUCAUGGCUUGCAUUUGCUGCCCAGAAAGUUGUUGAAGCUAAUGCUUUGGCCAAGGCUUUGGCUGGUUCUAAAGAUGAGGCUUUCUUUUCUGCUAAUGCUGCUGCUCAGGCCUCAAGGAAGUCAUCACCAAGAGUAAACAAUGAGGCUGUUCAGAAGGCGGCUGCUGCUUUGAAGGGAUCUGACCACCGCCGUGCUACAAAUGUUAGUGCCAGAUUAGAUGCUCAACAGAAGAAGCUUAACCUUCCAAUCCUUCCAACUACCACAAUUGGGUCCUUCCCACAGACCAUUGAACUAAGGAGAGUCCGCCGUGAAUACAAGGCUAAAAAGAUCUCUGAGGAAGAGUAUGUUAAGGCCAUCAAAGAGGAAAUUAACAAAGUUGUCAAACUCCAAGAGGAGCUUGAUAUUGAUGUUCUAGUCCAUGGAGAACCUGAGAGAAACGAUAUGGUUGAGUACUUCGGAGAGCAGUUGUCCGGUUUUGCCUUUACUGUCAAUGGAUGGGUCCAAUCUUAUGGAUCACGAUGUGUGAAGCCACCAAUCAUCUAUGGUGACGUUAGCCGCCCCAACCCAAUGACUGUUUUCUGGUCCUCUACAGCUCAAAGCAUGACUUCCCGCCCAAUGAAGGGAAUGCUUACAGGCCCUGUCACUAUUCUUAACUGGUCCUUCGUCAGAAAUGACCAGCCAAGAUUUGAGACCUGCUACCAGAUUGCUUUGGCCAUCAAGGAUGAAGUGGAGGAUCUCGAGAAGGCUAACAUCAAUGUUAUUCAAAUUGACGAGGCUGCUUUGAGAGAAGGGUUGCCUCUUAGGAAGUCCGAGCAAGCUUUCUACUUGGAUUGGGCAGUGCACUCCUUUAGAAUCACUAAUGUCGGAGUUCAGGACACCACCCAGAUCCACACUCACAUGUGCUACUCCAACUUCAACGACAUUAUCCACUCGAUCAUUGACAUGGAUGCUGAUGUGAUUACUAUUGAGAACUCUCGAUCUGAUGAGAAGCUCCUGUCAGUGUUCCGUGAGGGAGUCAAGUACGGAGCUGGCAUUGGCCCCGGUGUGUACGAUAUCCACUCUCCAAGAAUACCAUCAAGUGAGGAAAUUGCCGACAGAAUCAACAAGAUGCUUGCAGUUCUUGAGAUGAACGUCUUGUGGGUUAACCCCGAUUGUGGUCUUAAGACCCGUAAGUACACCGAGGUGAAGCCCGCUCUGCAGAACAUGGUUGCAGCAGCCAAGCUCCUCCGUACCGAGCUUGCCAGUGCCAAGUGAGUUGAUUCCUACUGAAAGAGAAGGAAGAAGUGAGCGAUUCAAUUGCUAUGGUUGUACGAUGAAUUAAAUACUUAGUAGGCAUAAUAUGCCCAGAGGGCCAUGAUUUUUUUUUUCUCAACUUUUUUGUUAUAUUUUUUUUAAUUGAAUAUUUUGUAUUUUGGCUUUUGCCUUCAAUUUAUUUGAAAGGCGUUAAAAAAUGUCUGCCUACUGUUUCUAGUCAUGGAAAUCGUUUGGAAUGCCAUUACCAGUUUGUAA